Molecule: messenger RNA, 351 nt
Organism: Pectinophora gossypiella (pink bollworm)
Lineage: Eukaryota; Metazoa; Arthropoda; Insecta; Lepidoptera; Gelechiidae
Gene: ND-B15
Exons: 2
Coding region: 1-351 (116 amino acids)
Cellular component (GO): mitochondrion
Source: RefSeq, a predicted model, not a curated record
AUGGCUAACGCCUACGGUGUUUCUGAAGCUGAGCUAAAUAUCGCUAAACAGCAGGCCGCUCGGCGUGCUGAAUUAAGGAAAGAGUUCAUAAAACAGAAGACUAACCCGUGGAAAAAUGCCGCGGAGGCUGGUUAUGUCUUCGACCCUGCCAUGCAAAAGUUCACGUCAAUGAAAGCCACCCAUUUCCAGUUAUUCAAGCCCAAUAGGAGUAACAGUUUGUUUGGUAUAUUUGCCGUUGUUGUCCCCAUGCUUACUUAUGGCUACCUCAUUUACAACGAGCGGACCGCUCGCGAAGCAAAAAUCCGUUCUGGAGAGACCAAAUACAGAGAGAGAAUGUUCAAGUUAGCUUAA